AACACGCCUCGUCUUAAGCCUGGCCAUAUAAUACUCGCAUACCACGGAAGAGAACAUACUGAAAGUGACUUACCUGGAAAGUUGAAAACACUGCAUUUAUAGCCUGCCGCCAAGCUAACCGGCGGCCAUAAGGCAAAAUGGCGCCGGGUCCUUUCAUGUCCGUCACUGUUGCCCUCACUGCGCAGUCACCACGCUAAACCUGUUUCACACCAUUUUUGUCCAAUUAGUGUCAACAAGGCAGUGUGUUUCAUCAGCUCGAGGGAACAACUUGCAUCUUGUGACUUCUGACGCCUUGGAAAGCGGAGUUCCUGACCCCAUCACACUCAUGGCGGCCGCUGCCUGGUCUGAAGAAGAGACCUUUGUGUGCUCCGUAUGCCUGGAGAGCCUGAAUGACCCAGCAACUCUACCCUGUGGACACUCUUACUGUUUGGCUUGUAUCCAACGCCACUGGGACAAAGGGGACAGCAAGGGCCAGUACAGAUGCCCCCAAUGCCGGCAGCGCUUCGAUCCUCGACCUGCACUGGCUAAGAGCACGGUUCUCGUGGAAGCUAUGGAGAAGCUGAGGACCAUAACCCUCACACAUGAGGCAGAGUACACACGUAAGGCUUUGGCCCAGGCUGUGCAGGUCAAUGAGCUUUUUGACAGUCAGAUGUGUUUCGUAAGCCAUCUUAAGGGCCUGAUCCACGAAGUGGUGCAGGAAUCGGUCCGACUCUGCUUGGAGCAUGAGGCGCUAAGCAGGCUGGCAAACAUGCAGGACCACACCUGCUUUCCAAAGAAUUUCUUCACCAUGGAGCAGGCAGGUGGAGCAUGUGCCAUCCCAGAAGUGUCAGUACUGAGCAGAGUGAACGAGCACUCCGCCACAGCACCAAGCGUAACUCCAGAUGAUGAUCAUGGACAGGCCACUGUACAAAACACUGUUUACGAAAUGCUGAAUCCUGUACCCCCGCCACGACCCCAAGGUCAUGAUGUGUCAACCAAGCCUCCAUGUCAGCUUCCAGUCUCUCUACUGCCACCACAGCCGUUUUGUCAGCUUCAAGAAUUCUCUGUAACAACAGUGGGACUGGUCAGUCCAGAACCAAAGACGAGAGAAGAAUUACUCAAAUUUCGCUUUAAGCCCACCAUGGACCCUGACACAGUGUUUCGGCAUAUACUGCUGUCAGAUGGAGGACAUAAGGCCACAUUGCAAGUGGAAAACCUGAACCUGGCUGACCACCCUGAACGUUUUCAGUACUGGAAGCAGCUUCUGUGCAAAGAACCACUGGCUGGCAGCCCUUACUACUGGGAGGUGGAGUGGACAGGACAAAAGAUUACCAUUGGCGUGGCCUACAGGGAGAUGGAUCGGAAAUGUACUGAUGAAAAGAGCCGUUUGGGCCACAAUCCCUAUUCCUGGACGUUGUACUGCUCUGAGACAGGUUUCAUCUUCUGGCACAAUGGUCAUGGAAAAGUUCUGUGCUCGCUCAAAAGCAGGAGGAUUGGUACCUAUUUGGACCAGCAUGCAGGAAUUCUGGCCUUUUACUGCAUCACCAACAACCAGGCUGACCUCAUCCACAGACAUAUGAACCUGUUCACUGGCCCAUUGUAUCCAGGAUUCAGGUUCUGUGAAAUUGGAGCUACAAUCACAAUCUGCCAUUUGGAGUGAAAAAUGCACAAAGGCAGAAGGGUUGCUGUAACUUCAUGCAAUGAACGAGUGUUUUAUUGGUCCUCUUUGCCUAAUGAAUGUAAUAAAAUCUGAAAUGUUUGAUUUAAUAAAGUGCAUGCAGAAAAAA
Messenger RNA from Nerophis ophidion (straightnose pipefish), 1766 nucleotides. RefSeq names its product E3 ubiquitin-protein ligase TRIM11-like. The transcript has 11 exons. Bases 326 to 1639 code for a protein of 437 amino acids. The record is from RefSeq and is a predicted model, not a curated record. Gene Ontology annotation, molecular function: protein binding. NCBI's taxonomy places the organism in Eukaryota, Metazoa, Chordata, Actinopteri, Syngnathiformes, Syngnathidae.